Saccostrea cuccullata (small rock oyster) is the source of this 2847-nucleotide messenger RNA. RefSeq lists its product as uncharacterized. The coding region runs from base 130 to 1611 and encodes 493 amino acids. The record is from RefSeq and is a predicted model, not a curated record. NCBI's taxonomy places the organism in Eukaryota, Metazoa, Mollusca, Bivalvia, Ostreida, Ostreidae. The transcript is spliced from 10 exons.
AAUCAAGCAGAUAUGUUACAUUGAGCGUUUCCAAAACAUGAUAUUUCAAGUCUAAACAAUAUUGGACGCCUGGACAUUGCGCAGAUAUUUUAGAUCAUUUUCUUAGGAUAAAGCUUACAAGAGACAGACAUGGCAAGUGUUGAGACUCCAAUUCAGGAAGAAAAUAUUGCUGUUGAGAAAUCAAACAGUUCCAGUACUGGCAUAAACCAAGAAAAUGAAAAUCCAAACAUACCUCCGAAAAAUCCUGAAAAUCAAUCCAUACCACUGCAAGAAAUAUCUUCAGGAGCACAGAAAAAAGAAAGCUCAGUUAAUGGUGCAUUCUCCAUGAAUGACGAAGAAAUCAAGGAAUGCAUUCCACCAGUAACACACCAUGAUAUUAUUCCUGAACUUCUCUUGAGAGCAGAAACUAAAGACCAAGCACCUCAGUACUCUCGAUUUGGGACACUAAUUGAUAGAGCAAAUCAAUGGUUAAAGGAGAAUCCACGCCAGAUGCUGUGGAAAUGCGAAACAGUUGUCUUUAAGGUUGGAUUAGAAGAAAACAUUGAUACAGAUCAUGUUUACUACAUGGAAUCAGCUUAUGGCUCUAAUAUAUUCCUAGCAGGUCUAAGAUUAUGGUUGGUACCAAGACCCUCCCCUGACAUUCCUGUUGAAGAAAUUGGGUACACCUCAGCUUUACCAGGACGACAAACAGCCAUAAUGCAGGGACAGUAUGAAUCUCGUAUCAACGUAUCAGAAGGGGUGAAGCUGUCAGAUAUGAUUGGAAAUCUAAACAAACAGAUAAUGAAGAACCCUCUGCCAGGAAAUAUUCUAAAUGUGGAGACAGUGGUAUACAGAGUUUCAACAGACUUUGGUGAACUACUGUCAGUGGAUCCAGAUGAAACUUGCUGGGCAGAACAUGGACAGAAGACUAGAACUGUCGUCCAUGGCUUGAGGAUUUACUACAUCAAAGGAAAACCACAAUAUGUCACUCUCGGUUUCCAUGACGAACAACCAGACGUUGCUGAUAAUUCAUUUGGAACAUCAAUCAAGUUUUUGCCCUUCAGAAGGGUUGUGGCAAAAAUGGGCAUGUUUCUAAGGAAGCAGAAGAACAUCAGAGUAUUGAAUCUACAGAGUGUCAAUGUAAAAUUUGUGAUGGAUUCAAGAGGUUUCAUGAAAAUUGAGCAUGAGGAUUGCACUAGCUCAGAACCAGCGCACAUUGAGACAAGAUACUGCAAAGUCCUCAGAACAUUUUUCCAGAUCAACGCCUCCAAAUCUGCAGAACAGCCCUACAAGUCCCUCAAUCUCUCCACCAGGCUGUUUGUCCCCGUCCGAGUGUAUGGUCGCGAGUUCGAAUCCUGGUCUAAGACAAUGAUGAGACUGACAAAAUGGAUGGACUUUGCAAAGGUGCCCCCCUUUGGUGUGGAAACCGUUCAAUACCAGAUUUACAUUGAUGGCUACAGUACACCUGUUCUGGAAGACAAGAUUGAUAUGUCUAUCAGACGAAAUAUGGGGCGUUACCAUCUCUCAACAAUCAGGAUGUACUUCCCUUCUGAGUAUGAGGAACCACCAACAGAGGUGUCGCCUGAAGUGGACACAGGAUAUGCUUCUUCUUGGGGAUGCUCCAUAUCAUAGGAUGGACCAAUGCAUUGUGGGAUUAAACUCACAAAACAGUAUCCAGACACAGUCAUAAUAGUAGGGGUUCCUGGGGACAUUUUUUGUCAGUAAACAACAGGGUAUCUCUAGUAAAUUGUUACAUUUUUUUUGCAUGUCUUAAACUAAUGAAGUCAAUAAUUAUACAUGUUUCAACAUUUUUUUCUAAGUCAAAGUGGUGUAGGAAAAUGAAUGUUUAAUAAAAUAAGCACAACCAGUCAAUGCACAGAUACUUGUUAUAUAGGUACUCUAUACACAUAUUGUCUCCUGAGAUUGUGAAACUUUGACUACAGUGAAAUCCGUCCAUUUUUUUUCCUGUCCUUUUUUUUGAAGGGGGGGGGGGGUUAUAAAAGAGGAACAGAUGAGUGAGAUAUUGUCAGAGAAAGCACAAUAGCAAAACCAUGAUUUAAAUGUUUGUGAUAAUUGUAGUCAGAUUUCUUGUCUUUGAAAUAAUUAUAAAAAUAAAACAAAAAACAUUUUUUUCCUCAAUUUUUAAUAUCAAACUUCUAUAAAAUGUCGAAGAUGUUUGCACAGGCAUGUAAAAAUUACCCAUCUGUUUGGGGUUUUUUUUUCUAAUCACAAAAAUGAAUCAUCACAAUUUAUCUUAGUAAAAUUUUUAUGUUGUACAUCACAUAUUUAAUGCUACAGUAGUGCUUUAUCCAUAUACAUUCAUGACGUCAAUAGGUUUUGUUUAUAGAAAUAGUUUCGACAAUAAUCAAGGUUUGACCUGUUAUUUUCACCUAGGCAUAUUUCAUGUGAAUUUGAUUAAAUGAUUUUUAAAAUUAAUAAUUUUUCCGAUAGCAGUUUCUCAAUUGCCAAAAGUUUUUCUUCAAAUAUUUUUAGCAAUGUACUUAAUUUUUCAGUUACUAAAUACAAUAACUUUGUGUCAGUGAGUGUUUAUGAAAUAUCACUGAAAUUUGAAAUGGUUUUAGUGCAAUGUGACAAGUGUUCAGAAUUGUGUAUAUUGAUAUUACAUGUUUACAUUUUUCCGUCCAAUAGGACUUCAAGUCUUAGAUUGUGAAUCAAAACAUUCCAGAGUCAUUUUGUGAUUUAACUAUUUGCACUUUGUAUUUGUACAUGUAUUACUAAUAUUGAUGUUAUAUUUCAUUCAGUUCUACAAAAUCCAUUUUUGUUGGGAUUUUUUUGCAUUUCAUUAUAAGCUCAAUGUACAUGUUGAAAGUUGCUUUUUUUUUAUUUUCGCAUGAUACAUAAUGGGAU